UCAGCGGGAGGUUUUUGCAGAGUUUCCACCUUUAUGAGUUGACACUUGCUUCAUGCAAGUUGCAGGUUAUAUUUGACGACCUCCUGUCAACUCAACCCCUAUCGUAGUGGUUGCAAAUGAUCCAGGAAGCAGAGCCGUUUGCUAAUUGCAAAGCGUGGAGGCUGUUGGAUGCCGAUGACUUCAUCUGCCUUUCGAGUGGGUGUGAGUUUAGAAUUCAGUUGUAGCUGAUUUGUUAUCAGCCACAGGCAACCUUGCGAUGGGAACGGAGUUUGAUCCUUUACUGACUGUGUGCCGGCGAUCUCUCUCUCUCUCUCUCUCGUUCUCACUCUCUCUGUGUGAGUUCAACGUUGUUUAAAAACGUUUUUUUUAAGUUUAUAAAUAUUCCCAGCGCUUGGGAGGAAGUUCGCAGCCAAGUGCACUUGGAAAGGAGGGGAGCGAGAGAGGAGGAAUUAGAUUCGCCCCAAGACUUCAAGUGAGAGUGCCGCAAGCGAUGGGGAACUGAAGAAGUGGUGGUGAUUGCCUCGGUGAAACAAUCUGCAAAUAUAUAUAUAUAUAUAGAGAGAGAGAGAGAGAGGACACAUGACGUGGAACAGCACGAUGAGCAGCGGCUACAGCAGUCUGGAAGAGGACUCGGGAGAAUUCUUUUUCACUGCAAGAACUUCCUUCUUCAAGAAGCCUCAAGCUAAGGCUAGACCCGAGCGGGAUGUCGGAAAGGAACACGUGCCGCAGAAACUACUCACUAAGGAAGAGCUCAAGCAGAAGGUCGAAGCCUACAACUCUUCCGUUACCAACCGGUUAAGAAUGAGCUGGAACACGAAUGACGUCUACACUGGUUUCAUCAAGGUUCAGAUGGACCUGCACAGACCCAUCACCAUACGGGCCAUGUCAGCUCCAGGCAGCCACGUGUAUAACAGCAUCAACGAGACAGCCUUCUACUUGCCAAAGGAUACCGUCAACACACUGCACAUCAGCAGCUGCAACACGGUCAAGGACGUGAUCCAGGCGCUGCUGCAGAAGUUCACGGUGGUGGAUAACCCCGCCAAGUUUGCACUCUUCCAGCAGUUCUACGUGGGGGAUCAGGUUCACUCGCACAAGCUGUCAGAUGGAGAGAACCCCCUUUACCUGCGCCUGCUUGCCGGACCCGGCUCGGAUGCCUUGAGCUUUGUACUGCGAGAGUACGAGACCGGGGAAGUCUUGUGGGAGGCCUUCAGCCUGCCGGAGCUGCAGAACUUCCUGCGGAUACUGAGCAAGGAGGAAGAGGAUCAGUUCAAGCUGCUGGAGAAACGCUACAUGACCUACAGGGCCAAGCUGGAGGCCGCCUUGAGAUCCACGGGAAAACCGGAUUAACCCCAGAGUAACGGCAAGCGGUGCCUGGUCCCAGUGUUGGGAAGCUGUGGACAGAGGGAUGCGUGCACGUGUAGUCAGCAGGGAGUUAACCUUCAAACCUGAAGACUUCUGUUUCAGCGGGAGGACUUAGUUGGUUGAACCAACCGUGGAACAUUGGACCCAAUGGACUAGAGCCAGACUAUCUCACACCUUGUGCGGCCACCAAGUUUGCUGGGCAAUUCGUGAAGGGUGUUCGGCAGCCAGCAAACGUUGGACGUGCUUCAACGCCAGUGAGAUCUCCUUGCGUUGACCUCGUGCGCAAAGUAUUUAUGGCGGUGGUUCUAACACGCCAGCAUUCACACAGCCUGAUGCCUUAGCAAAGCCCCUGACCUCCAUGGCCUCCAUGUUCUGCUUGUGUAGAGGGACCAUAAUGACUGCAUUCAACAUGAUAACCCUGCAACUUGAGAACUCACGGGGAGCCAUCUUUAACGGUUCCUGCACAACCCGCAAAUUUACAGUGCCGAAUGUUUAACGAUUGAAUGCUCAAUAUUAUAUUUUAAGGACACUAAAAUCGAGACGUACAGCAUUGAAACAGGCCCAUUUUAAGGACAGUAAACCAGACACAAACAGGCCCAUUUUAAGGAAGUAGAGACAUACGGUGUCGGAUCAGGCCCAUUUUAAGGAUAGGAAGCUACACGUGAAAAUUAUGACAAAGGAGGCAAAGAGGUUGAGACGGGUUGAAACACCCAAGAUGACCACCUAGUUUGGGCAACACAGCGGUGCAGCGGUAGAGUUGCUGCCUUACAGCGCCGGAGACCCGGGUUCGAUCCUGACUACAGGUGCUGUCUGGGGAGUUUCCUCCUACACUCCAAAUACAUACAGGUCUGUAGGCUAAUUGGCUUCGGUAAAAAUUGUAAAUUGUUCCUAGUGUGUAGGAUAGUGCGAGUGUACGGGGUGAUUGCUGGUCGGCACAGACUCGGUGGGCCGAAGGGCCUGUUUCCGAGCUGUAUCUCUAAAGUUUAUUAUCUAAAGUUUAAAAUCAGUGAGGUAGGAGGUGGGAGAUGGGUUUGGGGAAGUGUUGAAGAAUGGUGUUGAGAUGAAGUGUAAAGACAGCGUGCAGGAGAGAUGUUGAGAUGUAGAGGAAACUGGGGGCGUGGUGGCGCAGCGGUAGAGUUGCUGCCUUAGAGUGCCAGAGUCCCAGGUUCGAUCCUAACAACGGGUGCUGUCUGUACGGAGUUUGUACGUUCUCCUUCUCCAUGGAUUUUCUCCGGGUGCUUCAGUUUCCUCCUACACUUCAAAGACGUACAGGUUAAUUGGCUCCAGUAAAUUGUCCUUAGUGUGUAGGAUAGAACUAGUAUACGGGGUGACCGAUGGUCAGCAUGGACUUGGUAGGCCGAAGGGCCUGUUUCCAUGCUGCAUCUCUAAACGUCACCUAUUCUUGUUCUCUAGAGAUGCUCUGUAAAAGUUGUAAAUUAUAAUUUGUCCCUAGUGUGUCAUAGUGGUAUUAGUGUACGGGGCAAUCACUGGUUGGCACGGACUGGGUGGGCCAAAUUACCUGGUUCCACCCUGUACCUCGGAAGUGUCAAUUUAAAGAUCAGUGAUGUAGAAGGCAAGAGAUGGGUUUGGGGAAGUGGUGACGAGGAGUGUUGGGAUGAAGUGGAAAGACAGCGUGCAGGAGAUAUGUUGAGAUGUAGAUUUGGAUUUAUUAUGUAGGCAGGUUGGAGACCAGGAUGAGAAGAAGAUUAGAGGAGCUCUAUUUAUGUGUGGGAACAGGUUAGAAAAACAAACCAGACUUUUUAAGUGAAGCAGUAAUUGCCUUGGGCACCACGUGCUCCCAUCUUCAGACAGUGUUGAAUGGUGACGAUAGCAGGAACCUGGCCGCUAGUGAGCAUCUGCUCCAGGAGAUCUCUUGGCCGUUGGUAUUUUUCACCCUUGUGCUCAGUGUUUUUCACCCUUGGGCUCGGUGUAGACAGGUACAGCACCCCCGGGUGUGUGUGCACUGGUCAAAGCCGUACCGAGUUGGCGGGGCUGCGUGAAUAUCCGGCGCGGCAGAGGUGUUCACCGGUAGAACGGCAGAAGGACGCGCCUGAGGUAAAGGUCACUCUUCCUCUUGGAGUUUUCUCACCCCAAAGCUGAGAGCGAAUUAGCACGGGUCACUGAAAAACUGAUCAGAGACAUACUGGCCCAAGCCGGAGAUGCAGCGGUUAGUACUGCUGCCCCAGGCCUGGGUUCAAUGCUAACCGUGUGGAGUUUGCACGGUUCGCCUCGUGACGGAGCGGGUUUCCUUUGGGGUUGCCCGGUUUCCUCCCCCAUCUCAUGCCCGUGCCAGUUAUUGGCUCUGAAUCACCCCCUGUGGGGCCAAUUUACAGAGCGCCAAUUAAUCGACAAACCCCACACUUCUUUGGGAUGUGGGUGGAAACCAGAGCACCCGGAGGAAACCCACAUGGUCCCAAGGAGAACGUGCAAACUCUAAAAACAGAAAGCAGGGGGUCAGGAUCGAACCGUGUCUCUGGCGCUGUGAGGCAGCAACUCGGCCAGCUGUGCCUGUGGGUGAGAAGCAAAAGGAAUGAAAGUGGAGAUCUGUAAAAAAUCUUAGUAUACAGAGGCACAAUUAUACUUGUGUGCAAGAAUUAUAGAUUACACUGAGACAGCACACAGGAGUCGCCACGAUUCCAGCGCCGUUUUGUGUGAUUCAAGUCUGACAUCGUUAACAAUAUGGAGUCUUAACUUUGCCGUAAAGGCCCGUUGUCCUGGCGACGACCCUGGGUCGGAGUUCUCCCCAUAACUAGAGUCCUCCAAUCCAGGCAAGACCCUGGUGAAUCUACUCUGCACUCUCUCCAGCCCAGCCUCCUUACCACGCGGUGACCAGGACUGCUGACAAUACUCCAGGUGCAGUCCAACCAGUGUUUUGUAAAGUUACAACAUAAAGUCCCAACUCUGAUAUGCUGUGCACUACAUAGACUUUGGGGUGGGAGCAAUAAUAUCUGCUCCUUCCCCUAACUGCUGCUGAAUUACUAUUUAAUGUGUGGCUACUGUAUGAAUUUUGUCCAAAGAUUAAUUGCUAUGAAAUUGCUGUGAAUUCAACAUUGGUUAUAAAUAGAUUGGUGGGGGAAGGGAGAAACUUUAAACCAUUGCAGUUAGGAUUCUGUCGAGGGAUUGGGGAGGGAGGGGGGGUGACAUUUGCAGAGAAGGGUGGACAGAUACCCCCUUGAAUGCCCCACAACCCCCCCCCCCAAACACUCUAAGGGCUCCAGUACCUUUGAUGUGGGAUCGGCACCAUGUCAAUGGAGGAUCCAUCUUUGUUGAGGAUUUUCCAAAUUUAGGGGCGGCACAGUGGCGCCCGGUAGAGUUGCUGCCCCAGAGACCCAGGUUCGAUCCUGACUACGGGUGCUGUCUGCACAGAGUUUGCACAUUCUCCCCGUGACCGCGUGGGUUUUCUCUGGGUAGUCUGGUUUCCUUCCACAUCCCAAAGACGUACACGUUUGUAGGUUAAUUGGCUUUGGCUUUUAAAAAAAUGUAAAUUGUCCCAAGCGUGAGGGAUAGUGCUAGUAUAUGGGAUGAUCGUCGGUUGGUGUGG
Molecule: messenger RNA, 4903 nt
Organism: Leucoraja erinaceus (little skate)
Lineage: Eukaryota; Metazoa; Chordata; Chondrichthyes; Rajiformes; Rajidae
Gene: rassf3
Product: Ras association domain family member 3
Exons: 5
Coding region: 580-1347 (255 amino acids)
Biological process (GO): signal transduction
Cellular component (GO): cytoplasm
Source: RefSeq, a predicted model, not a curated record